This is a messenger RNA of Fusarium vanettenii 77-13-4, 1560 nucleotides long. RefSeq lists its product as uncharacterized. Gene Ontology annotation, biological process: carbohydrate metabolic process. The record is from RefSeq and is a predicted model, not a curated record. Gene Ontology annotation, molecular function: cellulose binding; hydrolase activity, hydrolyzing O-glycosyl compounds. The transcript has 4 exons. Bases 1 to 1560 code for a protein of 519 amino acids. Lineage: Eukaryota; Fungi; Ascomycota; Sordariomycetes; Hypocreales; Nectriaceae. Gene Ontology annotation, cellular component: extracellular region.
AUGUACCGCGCUAUCUCGCUCGCUACGGCGUUGAUCGCCAGUGUUCGCGCGCAGCAGGCCUGCACCUCGACUCAAGAGACUCAUCCGCCCCUGACUUGGUCUAAGUGCACAUCCAGCGGCUGCACCGAGGUUUCCGGCUCGGUCGUCGUUGACGCCAACUGGCGAUGGACUCACACCGUCGAGGGUAGCACCAACUGCUACACUGGUAACAAGUGGGAUACAUCCAUCUGCCCCGACGGCAAGACUUGCGCUGAGAAGUGCUGCGUUGACGGCGCCGACUAUGCUGCCACCUAUGGUGUGACUACCAGCGGUGACCAGCUUAGCCUGAGCUUCGUCACCAAGGGAGCUUACGCUACCAAUGUGGGCAGCCGCCUGUAUCUCAUGGAGGACGACGAGACUUACCAGAUGUUCUCUCUGCUCGGCAACGAGUUUACCUUUGACGUCGAUGUCUCUCAGAUCAGCUGUGGUGUCAACGGUGCCCUGUACUUUGUCUCCAUGGACGAGGACGGUGGCAAGGCCAAGGCCGACGGCAACAAGGCUGGCGCAAAGUACGGCACCGGCUACUGUGAUGCUCAGUGUGCCCGCGAUGUCAAGUUCAUCAACGGCGAGGCCAACGUCGAGAACUGGACCCCCUCCGAGUCCGACCCCAACUCUGGAACUGGUAACCUCGGCGCUUGCUGCCCUGAGAUGGAUAUCUGGGAGGCCAACGACAUCUCUACUGCCUAUACUCCUCACCCUUGCAAGACCCUCACCUACCACACAUGCGAGGGCGACGACUGUGGCGGAACUUACUCCACCACCCGCUACGCCGGCACCUGCGACCCCGAUGGCUGUGACUUCAACCCCUUCCGCCAGGGCAACGAGACAUUCUACGGACCCGGCUCUGAGUUUACUGUCGACACCACCAAGAAGGUCACUGUUGUUACUCAGUUCAUCAAGGGAACCAGCGGUGGUCUCUCUGAGAUUAAGCGCUUCUACGUCCAGAACGGCAAGGUCAUUGGCAACCCCGAAUCCAAGGUCGCCAGCAACCCCGGUAACUCUGUCACUGAGGAGUUCUGCUCUGCCCAGAAGAAGGCCUUUGGCGAUGAUGAUGACUUUGUUGCCAAGGGUGGAUUCUCUCAGAUGAGCGAUGCUCUUGCUGCCCCCAUGGUCCUGACCAUGAGUCUGUGGGACGACCACAAGGCCAACCUUCUCUGGCUCGACUCGACCUACCCCGUUGACUCUACUGGCGCUGGAUCCAAGCGCGGAACUUGCUCUACUGACUCUGGUGUCCCCAAGGAGGUCGAAGCCGAGGCUCCCAACUCCAAGGUCAGCUUCUCCAACAUCAAGUUCGGUCCCAUCGGCACCACCUUCGAGGGUGGCGACUCUGCAAGCUCCGGUUCCGGUUCCAGUUCCACCUCCCCCAGCAAGGCCCCUUCCAGCGGUUCCGACUCUUCCUCUGCUGCUGGUGCCUACCAGCGAUGUGGUGGCCAGGGUUGGACUGGCGCAACCACCUGCGUUUCUGGUUACACCUGCAAGGAGCAGAACACCUGGUACUCCCAGUGCGUCGCCUCUGCCUAA